Molecule: messenger RNA, 1158 nt
Organism: Mesocestoides corti
Lineage: Eukaryota; Metazoa; Platyhelminthes; Cestoda; Cyclophyllidea; Mesocestoididae
Source: the annotation of a GenBank genome assembly
AUGGAUGACAGUGCGUGGAUCAACGGCACAGUGCUUGACGCUCCUCGAGAACGUUCUCCAGUCAUUUUGGACCCAUUGACUCGCUUAAAUUUCCGGGUGCUUAUAGGCGACACCCUAAAGAUGACACCAACCGAAAUAUCAAAUGGAUUAUUUCGCUUUGGCUCGCGCUGGGUGUCCUAUGUGGACAUUUGUGGAGUUGUUUGCCACUUAACUGUUCGCGAAAACUACUACCUAGUAGAUGUUGACGAUGGAACGGGUCAAAUCACCUGCACGAUCUGGCGCCAAAAUCCUCUUCAGGGUUUCACACCCACACAGCUGCGUGGAAGGCCGAGUCACGUGGUCUCCCUUGGUGAGAAGUUGCUUCAAAUGGCCUCUCGCUCGUAUCCCGUUGUUCACACCAACGCUGACGUGUCCUCCAAACUUGAAAUUGGUGAUACCAUUCACGUCCGUGGCCGUUUGCAAAUGUUCCGAAAUAAAGUGAACAUAUCGGCAAGUUACUGUCGUAACGUGAUUCUUGCUGCUCGCUUAAAGGCCAAUGUUUACUCCCUACCAUACGACCCGGCGGACAUUUUGAAUCGUCUUAAAGAUGGCCUUCAAAAUGACACGGAUAAAGUCCUAAUGGAGAGAAUCCGGGGUGUCAUUGAGGCCGACCAACUCUUUGUGUUCACUGCCCUUGACCUACAACUGAAUUCAGAGAUUGCUCAGCACAUCUCCUCGCAAACUGGGGCAUUGAUGGAGGACGUUAUCUACGAAUCCGAUUUGGGCAAGAUCUCAGAGCAAGCCAACCCUCUUACCAAUAAACCACCAGCCUCCGACCUGAAGUACCGAGUGCAAGUGAUAAUCGACCACUUACUGAAGGAUGGUUAUAUUUUCCGAUACUCUGAUCCCAUUGGCGGGAUGUUGGCCUAUCAGUACGUCCCCAAGGAUGAACUCUUGGCCAAGCGCGUCUGUCAGCUGAUCUCGGAAGAACAAGAAGGAUAUGACAGGGGCGUGCCAUUCGAUGUUAUUUUUGAGAACACCAAAUCCUUUUGCCUGCCCGACACCGCCCAACGUCCGUACAAGUUCAUUAACCGACAAGCUCUGGCAAAACUUUUAGGCGACCUCGUAGAAAGAAGUCGCAUUUACCUUGUUGACUUAAAUCACUAUAAACUGGCCUAG